Molecule: messenger RNA, 1404 nt
Organism: Brenthis ino (lesser marbled fritillary)
Lineage: Eukaryota; Metazoa; Arthropoda; Insecta; Lepidoptera; Nymphalidae
Source: the annotation of a GenBank genome assembly
AUGAGCGGACGCCCUAGGACCACGUCAUUCGCCGAGGGCAGCAAGUCCGUUCGAAAGACAUUUGAAAAUCAACCACCGAAACCAAUAGGAGGCGUAAAAAUUAGCAGCGACGUGGAUACACCAAAAAAGGCCGAGCUGGCUUCGGAUAAGAAAACUACUUCAUCACAUCGCAAGGACGGGUCGAAGGUGACGACCGUGGUGGCGACGCCGGGGCAGGGCCCCGACAGGCCACAAGAGGUCAGCUAUGCCGACAUGAAACUUAUCGGAAACGGCAGCUUCGGCGUCGUGUACCAGGCCAAGUUAUGCGAUACCGGCGAACUAAUUGCCAUCAAGAAGGUGCUCCAGGAUAAAAGGUUUAAGAAUCGAGAGCUGCAAAUCAUGCGACGACUGGAGCAUUGUAAUAUCGUCAAAUUGAAAUACUUCUUUUACUCUAGUGGAGAAAAGGUGGCAGUGCCCGACGCAGUUAGCUCUCUGCUAAACGCAAUGCAGUCUCUAGAAGUCGCAAAAGACGAAGUGUACCUGAACUUGGUGCUGGAGUACAUACCAGAGACAGUGUACAAAGUUGCACGUCACUACUCCAAAGAUGAACAAACCAUACCAAUUAGUUUUAUAAAGCUAUACAUGUACCAGCUGUUCAGAAGUCUAGCGUACAUCCAUUCGCUGGGCAUCUGCCACCGGGAUAUCAAGCCGCAGAACCUGCUGCUGGACCCCAAGACGGGCGUGCUCAAGCUGUGCGACUUCGGCUCGGCCAAGCACCUGGUGCGCGGCGAGCCCAACGUCUCGUAUAUCUGUUCGCGCUACUACCGUGCGCCCGAGUUGAUAUUCGGCGCUAUCGAUUAUACUACUAAGAUUGACGUAUGGAGCGCGGGUUGCGUGGUGGCAGAGCUUCUCCUCGGACAGCCGAUAUUCCCGGGAGAUUCGGGCGUCGACCAACUCGUGGAAAUCAUCAAGGUCUUAGGUACUCCAACACGAGAACAAAUACGCGAGAUGAAUCCGAACUACACAGAAUUCAAGUUUCCACAAAUUAAAAGUCAUCCUUGGGCAAAGGUUUUCCGCGCGUGCACGCCGCCGGACGCGAUCUCGCUGGUGUCGCGGCUGCUGGAGUACACGCCGGGCGCGCGGCUGUCGCCGCUGCAGGCGUGCGCGCACAGCUUCUUCGACGAGCUGCGCGAGCCGCACGCGCGGCUGCCCAACGGCCGCCCGCUGCCGCCGCUGUUCAACUUCACCGAGUACGAGCUGGCCAUACAGCCCUCGCUCAACGACUUCCUCAAGCCGCGCGCCGCGCCCGCGCCCGACGCCGCGCCCGCCGCGCCCUCCGGCGGCUCCGGAACGCCCGCCGCUGAACACGACGCCCAAGGUGAGAACGCAGCGAGCGGGCCGAGCGGCGGGUCGCCGGGCGCGUCG